Messenger RNA from Branchiostoma belcheri (Belcher's lancelet), 3625 nucleotides. RefSeq names its product RNA-binding protein 28-like. The transcript has 21 exons. The coding region runs from base 14 to 2488 and encodes 824 amino acids. The record is from RefSeq and is a predicted model, not a curated record. Lineage: Eukaryota; Metazoa; Chordata; Leptocardii; Amphioxiformes; Branchiostomatidae. Gene Ontology annotation, molecular function: RNA binding.
GCUGAGAAAAAACAUGGCAGACUCCGACGAAAAAUCUAGCAGAACACUUUUCGUGCGAAACCUUCCUUUUACCGCCACUAACGGCACGUUAGAGGAGAUCUUCAGCGACGCGGGGCCGAUCAAGGAAUGUUUCGUCGUCAGAGAGCCAGGUGUGACUGACAAAUGCAGAGGGUUUGGAUUCGUCACAUUUGCCCUGCGAGAGGAUGCAGUGAAGGCUCGAGCCCAGCCAGUAAUGGUCCAGGGGAGGAAGGUCCUUGUGUCGUUUGCAGACAAGAAACCCAAGAAGAGAAAAAAGGAGGAACAGACUGAACAGGAGGGAGAGGAUAAACAGACAUCCAGUCCAGAAGACAAGAAGAAGAGGCGAGUAGAACACAGCACAGCCGGCAGGGUUAUCGUCUUAAAGAACCUGCCGGCCAAGGUCAAGGAGGAGAAGAUACAGAAACUGGUCAGUAAGUAUGAGGGAGUAGAAGAGGUAACGUUCCCAGCCCCAGAUACAGACCAACCUUCCGCACUGGUCAGAUUCUCCUCCAACACUCUGGCCAGGAAGGCUCUACCUGCACUCGGGUCAUUAAAGGUUAAAAAGUCAGCACUCAAGGCUGUUCUACAGUCUAAGGACAACAAGACUCCAUCUAAGAAAUCUCUCAAGAAGUCCAGGAUCAUCGUCAGGAACUUGUCCUUCAAGUGUAGCAAGGAAGAUCUCAGGAAAACUUUUGAGCAGUAUGGAGAGAUCACAGAUGUUCACAUACCCACUGUACAAGGAGGGAAGAAGCGAGGUUUUGGGUUUGUCCAGUUCACCAGUGUGUUUGAGGCUGCCAAAGCCGUGGCAGAGAUGAACAGCAAACCUCUACACGGAAGGCCCGUUGCUGUGGACUAUGCUGUGGCAAAAAAUAGAUACGAGUCAGCAAAAACAGCUGCAGACAGACAGGAACCAGAGGAUGGAGACUCAGGUGAUGAUGACGAUGAUGAUGAUGAUGACAGUGGUACAGAGGAGGAAGAGGAGACAGGAGAAGAACAGGAGGAGGAUGGCAAUGAUGGUGAAGAAGAUGAGGAGGAGGAGGAGGAGGAGGAUAGUGAUGAUUUUUCUGAUGAUGAAGAUGAUGAAAAAGUAGACAAGAAAUCCAAGACCCCCAAGCCCUUCAGAGAAAGCACAGAUGUCCAGCAGGGCAAGACUGUUUUCAUCAGGAACCUUUCGUAUGACUCCCUGGAAGAGGAUGUGGAGGAACUGUUUCUGCAGUUUGGAGGCAUCAAAUACUGUAAACUGGUGAUGGACCCAAACACCGAGCACUCCAGGGGUACAGCGUUUGUUCAGUUUGACUCCAAAGAAGCAGCAGAGAAGUGUGUACAACAGGCAACCACCGAAGGUUUGAGCCUGGCCGGCCGCAGACUGACUGUCAGCAUCGCAGUGUCCAGACAACAGGCACAGAAACUGGCCGACGACAAGAAGGAGAAGAAACCAACCGACAAGAGAAACCUGUACCUGGCCAGGGAAGGCUUGAUCCGGCCAGGCACCCAGGCAGCUGCAGGCCUGACAGAAAAGGACCUUGCCAUGAGACAGAAGGUUGAGAAGAUCAAGCGAGAAAAGUUGAAGAAUCCGGCCAUCUUCGUGUCAGACGUUCGACUGUGUGUGCGGAACAUUCCACUCAACAUGGGGGACAAAGACCUGCGCAGGCUGUACCUAAAAACUCUGGGGGACAAAAAUGUCUACAUCACAGAGUCCAGAGUCAUGCGUGACCUGAAGAAUGUGAACAGUCAGGGUGUGGGGAAGUCUCGAGGCUACGGGUUCGUCACGUUCUCCCAACACGAGCACGCGCUACGGGCACUACGGGAAACCAACAACAACCCAAAACUUCUCCCAGAUGGAAGGAGGCUGAUUGUAGAGUUUUCUUUGGAGAACAAACUGGCCCUCAAGAAACAGGAGAUGAGACUAGCCAAGGCUAAAGCUGCACGGCAAGCUGCAGCAAAGGGCAGCAAAAAGCCAGAACCAGAGAGAAACGGCAGAAACAAACCUAACAUCAACAAACCGACUCAACCCACGGCAGAAAACAGCGGGCAGCCGACCCUGAGCAGGAAACAGAAGAGGAAACUGAGACAGCAGCAGCGGAGGGAGAAAAUCCAGCAGGAGAAACUGGAAGGACUCGGAGGUUUGGACGUGUCCAAUCUGCAGAGUGGGGUGAAGGCAGUUAGGGGAACAAAGGGACUCCCCUCACACUCAGGGCCAAAGGUGAGACAGAGGGACCGUGGUAAGGUUGUGCAGCAGACUGUGAAGAAGCCGAGACCUAAGAGUGGCCUGAACAAGACAAAACAACAACCACUACAGCAGGGCAGAGUAGGAGGAGGACAGACCCCUCCCCAGCAGUCCAGACGUUCCAACAAGACUGAGCGGAAGGAAGAGGCGAAGUUUGACCUCCUGGUGGACAGGUACAAGCAGAAACUGUUCGGCAAGGAUUCGGGAAGUCAGAUGAAGAAAUCCAAAUGGUUCAACGGAUAAUCUUAGAUCUCAAUCUUAAUCCUAAUCUUGAAGACACAACUGGUUGGGAAGGAUUCUGGAUCCGGAAGUCAGAUUAAGAAAUCCAAAUGGUUCAACGGCUAAUCUUACAUCUUAGUCUUAAUCCUAAUUUUAGAGACACGGGAAAAACUGGUCGGGGAGGAUUCUGGAAGUUCAAAAUGGUUCAACGGCUAAUCCUCAACAUCUCAAUCUUAAUUUUAAUCUUAAGUAAAGAAACAUAAUCUUAAGUUUAAGAUUAUUAUCUCAAAAACACAGGGAGAUGCUGUUUUGAGAAGGACUUGAAUAAAGAUGUAGAAGUCUAAAUAUGCAAUUACAGAGAACCAUGUACAUGUAGGAGUCAAUCCCCGUGUACAUGAAUGUGAGUUUAUCAAACCUUACCAAUCAUAUAAACUUGGUGUGUUAUGCCUUAAGUCAGUUCACCUGUUAUGCAACAAGGACAAACAAAUUUGUUUCUUAACUUCUCCCGUCUUGAGCCCUUCUUUUCUUCUGUAGCGACACUUGCAUGUUCUUGAGUCUUUUGUAAGAAACAAGAGACUAGCAGCUAAGAUAUCUUAAAGGUUAACAGGUUUGGUUGCCCCUAGACACAAACUAACGUGUUGGAAUAAUAAUACUGGCUUCGUAUGCGGACAGUCAUUCCUAGAAACCUAAAGUCGGCGGGAGUGCGAUUUUCCUUAUUUGGCUAAAACUUCCAGCCAGCCUGCUCGCUAAAGGACUGUCUCCGCCUUGGAGUUGAUCUCGUUUUGUCACGCGAGAAUUAGAGGGAUUUUGUCGCAAGGCUCGGUGUAAAUCCCUAACCUAUCGGGGAGGCUGUAGGGAGUAGGAAACGGACAACCUUGAACUUUAUUUCUUCCCAAGGACCGGAACAAACAAAGGAAUAUACAUGCAGCAAUGUAACACAAAGUUAACAUGUAUUAUGUAUUGAAACAUAGGAAACGAUGUCAGGCACAGUAAACAGCACAUUGAACCUUUAGGCUUAGUAGCGUGUAAAUAUCAAUAUAUGAAACAAGAAUCGCAAUAACAGCUGUGAGAUAUGAAACAAACCUGUAGACCACGUAUUUUGUAGGAAUGGCAUAUAAAUGUUGCUCUACCUAAUUGAAGGUGAAAAUGGGGAGGGGGGGG